Molecule: messenger RNA, 2796 nt
Organism: Cyclospora cayetanensis
Lineage: Eukaryota; Apicomplexa; Conoidasida; Eucoccidiorida; Eimeriidae
Exons: 16
Coding region: 1-2796 (931 amino acids)
Cellular component (GO): cytoplasm
Molecular function (GO): glycerophospholipase activity; metal ion binding
Source: RefSeq, a predicted model, not a curated record
AUGUGGGACUCUUUGUUACGAGGCAUUUCUUCCGGCAAUUUUCUGGAGGAGCCUUCGGCAGCUUCUGCAGCACAGCCGGUAGGAGAUCUGGCCGCGGGAGAUGGUGCUGUAGCAACUGCAGCAGCAGCAGAGGGAGCAGGCGCAGGAGCGCAGCGUCAUUCAGUGCAACAGAGAGCUUUGCAACGCCUCCGCGACGCCCUGCGGCAGAGCAGGCCGCAGUCCUCGCUUUACGGAUCCUCGGCUUCAGCAUCAGUUGUGCAAAUUGAGGAGGCGGUCGGCUUGGAAGAGGCCAAGCUACAGAACGCGGAGGCUUUGAGACACGAGUCUUUCGAAGUGACGAGCGAGGCAGUCCCUCAGCUCCUAUUCCCCCACUUUCAAGCAGCGCUUCCACAGUCUGCAGCUUCAGUUCCAGCGAGACUCCUCGCGGGGCAGCCAACGUCUGAAUCUUCAAGUCUCGACGAGUGGUAUGAAGAGGCCGCGACACAACAGCAGAAAGCCUCCUUUGACGGCAGCGAGGGGGGGGUGGAUCCAACGGGAGGCGCUUCUCCCGAAGAGGCCUCAAGCGGCAGUGCGAAGGGGGGGGGGAUGGAUCCUUUACUAGCCCCCUCGGCGACGCGGCAGAAGGGCGCCAGUGGCAGCCGCAGGAGCAGCAGCAGCAGUUCUUUUGAUUUCGAGGCAGACGAGGGAGAGAUCGUGUCAAGGGCAGGAGUAACAGGCCCUCAACGCAUUCAGGGGACGGCAGUAUCCGAGACUGCCGCAGCGGCAACAGCAUCCGCCGACGCUGGAGAAGAACCAGCAGAUUCUUUCCUCCUCGGGGAGGCAGACAAGUGUGCACCUGUAGAACACGUGCUCCUCGUCAUUCACGGCAUCGGCUGCGGCUCUCAGCACGAAGUUUGUCAGCAAGAGCAGCUCAGGCAUUCCAUCAGAUGCGUGAACUCUUUGUGGUAUUGGAGAAAGCCAGUGAGCGUUCACGUCCUCGCCAUCAACUGGAAAAGAUGCAUUGUGGAAGCACAAGACCACUUGUUUCAGAGCAUCGGCAUCUCCUCUAUGUAUGAAAUGCGGCGGCUCCUGACCUUAACCGCGGGGGACUUACUCUUCUUCAUGACGCCGCGCUUCGGAGAUUUCAUCAUGCAGCAAGUUGCUGCCCAGCUCAACGCUGCCUACCACCGACUGAAGCACCACUCCUCAGGCCGUUUCACCAACAGCCGCUUCAGCCUUCUUGGAUACUCCCUCGGCAGCGUCAUGGCAUACGAACUCCUUAGCGGAAAGUCUUUUAGACCCACGCAACACAAGUCCACCAGCGAAGUUCCCAAAUUGGAUUUCAACGCGGAGUGUCUUUUUCUGCUCGGAGGUUGUCUUCCGGCCUUCCUCCUCCUGAACUCGCCAGAGAUACUGAAGACGGGGUUGCAGCUCCCCCCAAAUUUGCGCGUCUACAACCUCUUCCACCCGUGCGACCCAGUUGCGUUCCGUCUCGAGAAAUUGGUAUAUCCAAACAUCAAAGAGGUGGCCCCUCCGGUUCUGAUCGCGUACUGGCGAACGAACGGAUUACAGGGCUGGUACAAGUGGGAUCUCAAUGUACAGCAAGCGAAGGACAUGGUGACGAGCAACCUCAACAACUUGACGGCCUCAGUCAUGUCUUGGUGGCGUCGGGAUAGCCCUCCUAAUGCACGGGGUAGUGUUCUCGUGGCGAAUGAGGAGGCCGCUUCUGCUGCUGCUGAUCGGCAGCUGCAAGAAACACCGCAAUCGCAGGAGCAGGAUGCGCAGCAAGACGUCCGGGAACGCAUCAGCAGCUCCCCAACCAGUCCACAACUUCGCAGCGACUUCAGGAGAAACGCUGAUCACUCGCGAGAACUCAAAGAGUUUAAGUCCAGACUGCAGCGCUCGAACUCUCAGCAAAGAGCUUACCCCUUCCAGACUAAUUGCGAAACCCGCAGUCUUUCCUCCUCCAGCAAGCUGAGCGGCAGCGGCAGUCUCGACAGCAGCAGUGGCUCGAAUGUGAGUGCCGACGAGGACGACGCCUUCAGUCACGUGGCUAGCUGGUUUCGACUCGGCUCCAAGCUGCACCGGGAGGACUUCAGCGCUGCCGCAGCAGCUUCAGAAACGGCUGCGGCUGAACGCCAGGCAGCAGAUGCGCCGGAGACGGGCAGAAGACUCAGCUCGGGAUGCGCCAGGCAGCUGAGAAGGCUAACACUUCAAGAUCGCAUCAGCCGCAGGCCUCGCGUCCAAACGCACCAAGAGACGCAGCCAGGAGCAGCAGCAACCGAAGCAGCAAAAGCGACGCUUGGAGGCGGCAGGCUGCGCGGGAGCAAGGCAGAGAGGCAAGGGCGAAGGAGGUCAACUUGCCACGAGUACUUCUCCACCGAAGAUGGAGGCGUGACGGUUCCCUCCGUGUCUGGGGAGACGCAGCGCGCUGUCUUGCAGCUGGAGGCCAUAAAUGCAAUGAAGCCGGAGCAGUAUAUACCGACGCGUCUUGACUACCAAUUACAAGAGGACACAGCCGAGCACUAUUUGUCAUCCUUGGCGAUCCUGAACAGCCACUUUAAUUACUUUAAACUCAAAGACGUCGCCUUCUUCAUUCUCAAGUGUCUCUCAGGCAAAAACCCCCUCAUGUCCUAUACAGAUCAUUUGCAGCUCUUGGAAGCCGCAGCGAAGAAAGCAGCAGACCAUGCGGCCAAAGAAGGGGACCUGGAGGAGCAGCAGAAGCAGCUGGAUGAAGCAGCGGCGCUCGCUGACCGUCUCGUGGCCUUCGAAGCCUCCCUGCAUCGACCCCGCAACAAAAAGUCUCAUAAGGCCUGA